GAAGAUAUGGCACCAGAUGCACUAUGGGAAGAGGGCAAGCCAACGGAGGCUUAAAGCAGAGCUCCACCCAAAAGGGGAAGUUCUGCUUUAAGGACUGCUCCCCAUUAAGGAUCGGCAUCUUUGGUGGGCGGGGGGAGUGGGUACCAAAAUUUGACAGGUACCGGCUCCCAAUUGCGCGCUACAGUCUUCCCACGGCGGCUUCUGUGACAGCCGGGUGCCCACUGCGCAUGCGCGAGAAGCGCCGCGCUUUGUGAAUGGUCUAGUGUCUUCUGGG
This is a messenger RNA of Staurois parvus, 274 nucleotides long. The record is from the annotation of a GenBank genome assembly. Lineage: Eukaryota; Metazoa; Chordata; Amphibia; Anura; Ranidae.